CAUACAAGGAACAGAAGGGUUUCAUCCGGAGCAGUUAGGGAUUGGUGCAGCAACUCGGAAGUGAACAGAAAAUGCUUCCUCUCCAUGCGCUUCCAGACAUCGAGAAGAUGGUGGUCACCCGGCGGUCAGCUCAACUAAGGGAAUCGGAGACGGGGAGGAAUGAUCACCCCACAGGAGCGGAGCUGACUUCAGUGGAAGGCAGCACAUCUUUGAGGACAACUAGGAGCAGAAGUAAAGCGAAUUCCCAUACAAAAGUCAUUCCUGAAACUCAUGUUGAGAAAAUGAAGGAAUCUGAAACAAAAGUGGAUGUGGAAGAGCCCCCUGAGGCACACACAACCCUGAUUAGGAGUAAAGCUGUGAAUUUAGCAGACUCGGUGGCUGAUCUGCAGGCUGAUGGGGAUAUUUCUGAAGCAGAAUCACAUUGUUCCUCUGUGUCUGGUCUUCAGACACCUUUGUUUAUAAGAAUAACAAGAAGGCGGCAAAUUGUAGUUCCUUGUCAGCUAGAGAGUCCUAGUAAAAAUAGGCAAAGCAAGAAAGCUCUUGCAAGUGAAGGAAGCAGACGUCAAGAAGAUGAUGACCUUUCUGAAGCAGACUCGUGUUCCUCCACCAUUUCAGGAGUGCGGACUCCAAGUGUUGCAAGAAUCACUAGAAUUCGGCAAGUCAAGAUUAAUGUUUCACCAGUGUGUGAGGCCCAAACUGAAGAGGUUUCUGAUGCGGAAUCGUGGUGCUCAGGUAUUUCUACAGAGCCAUCUGUUCAGUUUAAACGAGUAACGAGGAUCAUGCGGCAAAGAUUACCAGUAGAAGCAACAUCUCACUCUGAACGAAAAAGUGGAGUUGUGGUGGAAGAUGCAAAAUUGACUGACUGUGUAACUAAAUCAGAGACUAUUGUAAUUUCUGAUUCAGAACAACCCACAAAUUAUGAUUUAGAUGCAGAACAACCGUGUUCUCUCUCUUCCUCUUGCAUAAAUGUGCAACCUAGCCCACGUAAAACAAAGUGCAAUUCUCAAUCUGUUGUCAGCAGUGAUCUAAAACAGAUUUUUUCAAGCAGCCCCCCCAAAAUGACAAGCGAAUGCACCAAAAAAUCACCUAAAAAAAACAGGCCAAAGGAGACAGACUGUGAAUCUCCAGCUAGUGCAGAGAUAAAGAUAGGAGAGAAAAAAGAUAUAAAGGAAUCAAUUCCAAAACAAGUAUCAGCUGAUGCAUAUGAAAUCAUGGAGAGCACAGAGGAAGUGUGUGAUCUAACUUUAGAAAAAUCCAUAAAGGUAACUGAAAACCAAUCACCUAUAAAAAAGCAUUCAGACAUCUUUGGAUAUGAUCUCAUAAAUCUUGAUCAAUCUAGUAUGUCCCUGAGACAAACAGCCCCUAACAAAAGCAAUAGCAAUGUGGUACCCCAAAAAAUGAAUACCAGAAAGAUUACACGGAGUUGUCAGCAUCACAUAGAAGAGGUAAUAGAUUUAGGCAAGCCAUCAAAAACAGGUAGUCCACAAAAGAAUAUUAUCCCAUCACAAAGAAUAGAGAGUGAUGAUGAUGGCAGCAUUUCUGUUGCAAGUACACACAGCAGUGAAAGCCAAGAUGAGCCAGUUGCUGAAUCCUCUUCAUGUGCAACCAAAACAGGACAUGAAAAAUGUUUGACUGUGUCACUUACAAGUAAUGAGAGUGAUGAAUCUGAAAACAGUGAUUUAGAAGAAAUUAAUGAAGUAGAAAUGAUUGCUAGUUCUGCAUAUGCUGGUAAUAAAAAUACAUUAGCCUUGGACAAUUCACGCAGUGAAGAACUAUUUGUAAUUGAUAAAACUGGCAUGGACUCCACCAAAGCAUGCUAUUUAGAGGAGGACACAGCAGAUGAUGAACAAAGUGAGGACUCCUCAGAACUGGAAGAUUAUGAAGAGGAGUUUAUAGAUGAGGAUGAAGAUUUAAUAAAUGGAAAUAAUAAAAUUUUAUCGUUUUCAAGCAGCAUUGAUCCUGGCCUAAAUGUUAAAAAUCUUGGAGGUUUAUAUAUUAGCUUUGAUGCAGGAAAGCAGAAACCUGGCUCUCAUGGAGUUGUGUCACUAAAGGAAAACAAGAAAGAUGAGCUUUUGCAGAAGAGUGUUAUAACACCAGAUUUUGAAAAAAAGGAAUGUAUUCCAUUAAAAGAAUCAGUCCAUCAGUUGAAGAAGCAACGUAGGGCAGAGCGAGAGAAAACAACUGGUGAUGGUUGGUUUGGUAUGAAAGCCCCAGAAAUGACUGAUGAAUUGAAAAAUGACCUUAAGGCGCUGAAGAUGAGGGCAGCCAUAGAUCCUAAGAGAUUUUAUAAAAAGAAUGAUAGAGAAGGCCUUCCCAAAUACUUUCAGGUUGGAACUAUUGUGGAUACUCCAUUAGACUUCUAUCAUGCCCGAAUUCCCAAGAAAGAGAGGAAGAAAAACAUUGUGGAAGAACUUCUAGCAGAUUCUGAGUUUAGAAGAUAUAAUAAAAGAAAGUAUCAAGAUAUCAUUGCUGAAAAGGCAGCCCUUGCAGCAGGCAAGAAGAAUCGAAAGAAGAAAAAAUUUCACAAAUAGAUUAAAAAAAAAUAAGACUGAACUUAAUUUUUAGUAGUGAAUUUAUGUAAAAGAUUUUGCAAAUGGUGGACUGAGAAUCUAUCACAUCAGCAACAAGAGGACAAGGCUGGCCCUGGUUUUCCAACGUUUUGGAAAUGAAAUUGAAAUCUUGACUGAAAUACACAAAAGAGGAUGGAAUUAAGCUUCAAAGAAAAAUAGUAAACCUGUACAAAAUCAGAUAUUCUAAAUAUGUAUGGGUAAAUGUAUAUGAACAUUUUCUUUUCAAAAAAUUAACUUCAAAAUCUUAAAACGAAAAUAUUUGAGUUUUGGCUGUCAUAGAAAGAUAUAAAACCUGUGUUGUUUAUCCAUUAAAGUAUUUUCAUGUAUUCACAA
Molecule: messenger RNA, 2903 nt
Organism: Rhineura floridana
Lineage: Eukaryota; Metazoa; Chordata; Lepidosauria; Squamata; Rhineuridae
Gene: DNTTIP2
Product: deoxynucleotidyltransferase terminal interacting protein 2
Exons: 7
Coding region: 72-2531 (819 amino acids)
Biological process (GO): RNA processing
Cellular component (GO): nucleolus
Molecular function (GO): RNA binding
Source: RefSeq, a predicted model, not a curated record